This is a messenger RNA of Camellia sinensis, 814 nucleotides long. NCBI's taxonomy places the organism in Eukaryota, Viridiplantae, Streptophyta, Magnoliopsida, Ericales, Theaceae. The record is from RefSeq and is a predicted model, not a curated record.
UUGCUUGGACUUGAUGUUAGAAGACAUUUUCAAGAUACCUAGACUGAAAAAGACAUUUGAAAGGGGUAUUGCAGUACAUGGCUACAUUUACAACCGAUCUGCAUUGCUAAACAUGAUGAGGCGCUAUACAAAUUUGAAGAAUUUGAUCAAGCCUGCAAAAACUAGAUUUGCAACCGCCUUUCUGACUUUGUCUAGGAUGCAUCAACAAAAAAACAAUUUGAGAAAGAUGGUCACCUCUGAAGACUGGACCUCAAGCAAAUGGGCAAAGGAGACACAAGGUAAAAGAAUGGCACAAACUUUGUUGAUGCCUUUAUUUUGGAAUACUGUUGUAUUUGCCCUUAAGGUCUUAGGUCCUCUCGUCAAAGUGCUUAGAUUGGUUGAUAACGAGAAGAAACCUCCCAUGGGAUACAUUUAUGAGGCAAUGGAUAGGGAAAAAGAAUGCAUUGCAAGUUCAUUUGAUCAUAAAGAAGAGAAGUAUAAUGAAAUCUUCGAAAUCAUCGACAAAAAAUGGGAUGUCCAAUUGCAUCGGCCUUUACAUGCAGCUGCGCACUUUCUUAACCCAGAAUUCUUUUACCCAAAAGCGUUAGAGGUGCAAAAAGAUCAUGAAGUGAUGAAUGGGUUUUAUGAAUGCAUGCAAAGGUUGGUCCCAGAUGUCACUGUUGAAGAUUUGAUCACUAAUGAGAUGAGUAUUUAUAUGAAGGCUAAGAGUCUUUUUGGCAAGUCUGUUGCGAUUAGGCAAAGAAAUACAAGGGCACCAGCUGAUUGGUGGGCAUCAUAUGGUUCUAAACUCCAAACUUGCAAACUUUUGCCAUAA